AUGCCUCUUUUAAAGGGUGGGCGAUAUGCAGUUACUCGCACAAAAAAGUACUUAAAUGCAGGAAGAAUUGUUUUCCGGGAAAAUGUAAAAGUGAUGACUAUCAAUACUCUUUCAAAAGGCAACAUAUCCGAUGGCGCUCGAGAAUUUAUUCGGUGGCAUUUACCACCACUUCAAUAUAAAAAUCCCUCUGUUCAAAUUGUAACAUUUCAAGACAUAUGCCCAACUCCUUUUAUUAAGUUCUACCUUUCUGAUGGACGAGAGUUUAAUGUUGAUUGCUCCUUUCAUACCGCUGAUAGUAUUCAUAACCACAUUGCAGAAAUCUGCGCAAAAACUCCAGAUACCAUAAAAAAGGAGGAAGUUGAGAAUCAGAAAAUUAUUAAUCCUGCAAACUUUGGAACAAAGUAUCCCCGGCAGUGUAUUUGUGAAGUUUUUGGACAAGUCCCAUGUUCUUCUGCAAUUGGAAGACCCAAGCCAUGGAAAGGCCAAGAACCAAAUUUACCACCACUACCUGAGGUUACUAGUAGAUCAAUGUAA
Molecule: messenger RNA, 534 nt
Organism: Rodentolepis nana
Lineage: Eukaryota; Metazoa; Platyhelminthes; Cestoda; Cyclophyllidea; Hymenolepididae
Source: the annotation of a GenBank genome assembly